Molecule: messenger RNA, 2991 nt
Organism: Macrosiphum euphorbiae (potato aphid)
Lineage: Eukaryota; Metazoa; Arthropoda; Insecta; Hemiptera; Aphididae
Source: the annotation of a GenBank genome assembly
AUGAAUACUAUCCGUUUGCUUACAUUAAUAUUGGCUAUCACUACGUUGACGUCAGGAUAUGUCAUUAAGCGUUCAAAAAACAAUGAUCCCACAUCAGUAACUAAAUUAUCACCGGAACCACCAAGCGUUACAGAUGUGUCUGUUACAGCUGUACCUACAUCUACAGUUGCUUAUUAUAUAUGCUAUGCAUAUACUACACUAAUUGGCCCCUGCAAUUGUACGACUGAAUCAACAACUGUGCCAGCUUCUACAACCGAUGGUUCUAAAGACGUUUCUACCAAAUCUCCGACCACUACACGCAUCACAAAUAAGCCUCAAACCACAACUGUGCCAGCUUCUACAACCAAUGGUUCUAAAGACGUUUCUACCAAAUCUCCGACCACCACAAGUAACACAAAUAAGCCUCAAUCCACAACUGUGCCAGCUUCUACAACCAAUGGUUCUAAAGACGUUUCUACCAAAUCUCCGACCACCACAAGUAUAACAAAUAAGCCUCAAACCACAACUGUGUUAGCUUCUACAACUCAUGAUUCUAAAGACGUUUCUAUCAAAUCUCCAACCACCACACGCAUCACAAAUAAGCCUCAAACCACAACUGUACAUAAUUCUACAACCGAUGGUUCUAAAGACGUUUCUACCAAAUCUCCGACCACUACACGUAUCACAAAUAAGCCUCAAACCACAACUGUGCCAGCUUCUACAACCAAUGGUUCUAAAGACGUUUCUACCAAAUCUCCGACCACCACAAGUAUCACAAAUAAGCCUCAAACCACAACUGUGUUAGCUUCUACAACUCAUGGUUCUAAAGACGUUUCUACCAAAUCUCCGACCACUACACGUAUCACAAAUAAGCCUCAAACCACAACUGUGCUUGCUUCUACAACUCAUAGUUGUAAAGAUGUUUCUACCAAAUCUCCGACCACCACAAGUAUCACAAAUAAGCCUCAAUCCACAACUGUGCCAGCUUCUACAACCAAUGGUUCUAAAGACGUUUCUACCAAAUCUCCGACCACCACAAGUAUCACAAAUAAGCCUCAAUCCACAACUGUGCCAGCUUCUACAACCAAUGGUUCUAAAGACGUUUCUACUAAAUCACCAACCACCACACGUAUCACAAAUAAGCCUCAAACCACAACUGUGUUAGCUUCUACAACUCAUGAUUCUAAAGACGUUUCUAUCAAAUCUCCAACCACCACACGCAUCACAAAUAAGCCUCAAACCACAACUGUACAUAAUUCUACAACCGAUGGUUCUAAAGACGUUUCUACCAAAUCUCCGACCACUACACGUAUCACAAAUAAGCCUCAAACCACAACUGUGCCAGCUUCUACAACCAAUGGUUCUAAAGACGUUUCUACCAAAUCUCCGACCACCACAAGUAUCACAAAUAAGCCUCAAACCACAACUGUGUUAGCUUCUACAACUCAUGGUUCUAAAGACGUUUCUACCAAAUCUCCGACCACUACACGUAUCACAAAGAAGCCUCAAACCACAACUGUGCUUGCUUCUACAACUCAUAGUUGUAAAGAUGUUUCUACCAAAUCUCCGACCACCACAAGUAUCACAAAUAAGCCUCAAUCCACAACUGUGCCAGCUUCUACAACCAAUGGUUCUAAAGACGUUUCUACCAAAUCUCCGACCACCACAAGUAUCACAAAUAAGCCUCAAUCCACAACUGUGCCAGCUUCUACAACCAAUGGUUCUAAAGACGUUUCUACUAAAUCACCAACCACCACACGUAUCACAAAUAAGCCUCAAAAAACAACUGUGCCAGCUUCUACAACCGAUGGUUCUAAAGACGUUUCUACCAAAUCUCCGACCACUACACGUAUCACAAAUAAGCCUCAAACCACAACUGUGCCAGCUUCUACAACCAAUGGUUCUAAAGACGUUUCUACCAAAUCUCCGACCACCACAAGUAUCACAAAUAAGCCUCAAACCACAACUGUGUUAGCUUCUACAACUCAUGGUUCUAAAGACGUUUCUAUCAAAUCUCCAACCACCACACGCAUCACAAAUAAGCCUCAAACCACAACUGUACAUAGUUCUACAACCGAUGGUUCUAAAGACGUUUCUACCAAAUCUCCGACCACUACACGUAUCACAAAUAAGCCUCAAACCACAACUGUGCUUGCUUCUACAACUCAUAGUUGUAAAGAUGUUUCUACCAAAUCUCCGACCACCACAAGUAUCACAAAUAAGCCUCAAACCACAACUGUGUUAGCUUCUACAACUCAUGGUUCUAAAGACGUUUCUACCAAAUCUCCAACCACCACACGCAUCACAAAUAAGCCUCAAACCACAACUGUACAUAGUUCUACAACCGAUGGUUCUAAAGACGUUUCUACCAAAUCUCCGACCACUACACGUAUCACAAAUAAGCCUCAAUCCACAACUGUGCCAGCUUCUACAACCAAUGGUUCUAAAGACGUUUCUACUAAAUCACCAACCACCACACGUAUCACAAAUAAGCCUCAAAAAACAACUGUGCCACCUUCUACAACCGAUGGUUCUAAAGACGUUUCUACCAAAUCUCCGACCACUACACGCAUCACAAAUAAGCCUCAAUCCACAACUGUGCCAGCUUCUACAACCAAUGGUUCUAAAGAUGUUUCUACCAAAUCUCCGACCACUACACGUAUCACAAAUAAGCCUCAAACCACAACUGUGCCAGCUUCUACAACCAAUGGUUCUAAAGACGUUUCUACCAAAUCUCCGACCACCACAAGUAUCACAAAUAAGCCUCAAACCACAACUGUGUUAGCUUCUACAACUCAUGGUUCUAAAGACGUUUCUACUAAAUCACCAACCACCACACGUAUCACAAAUAAGCCUCAAAAAAGAAUUAUGCCUGGUUCUAAUACUGAUGAUUUUGACGAAAGUUAUGAUUCUGACGAAAGUUAUGAUUCUGACGAAAGUGAUGAAUGUGACGAAAAUGACGAAAAUUGUGAUUUCUGGGAUAUAUAUAUAUGGAUCGCUCUUGAUAAAUAG